AUGGAAUGGGACGAGGAUGACGAUAAUACGAAUGGAAGUCUUUAUUAUCAUCUAAAUGAAACAUUAAGAAAGCCGGAUCGAAGUAAACUACGACCAUGGUACCGCUACUUGAAAUUGUUUCUAACGGCUUUGGCCAAACUACCACUUGAGUCAAAUCAAAUUGUCUGGCGGGGCAUACACAACGAUCAGAGUGGUGAAUAUCCUAAGGGUACCAAAUUUGAAUGGUGGGGUUUUUCAUCGUGCACAGCAUCAUUAGAUAUUCUGGAGUCUGAUCUAUACUUAGGCAAAGUCGAUCCAAUGUGUCGUCUUACAUUUGCACCAAUGUCAUCAUAUCCAACUGACUAUUAUCCUCCUGACUCGAUUGCCAUUGGAUAUUUAAACAACGACACUCAGCUGGAUGUUGCCGUCGCCCUUCAUCGGGGUAACAGUACGGGUGUUUUUCUUGGAAAUGGAAAUGGAACACUUGCAGCGCAAACGAAGUUUCUAGCCGGCAGUAAUCCAUGGAGGGUCACCGUGGUGGAUUUCAACAACGACAAUCAAUUGGAUAUCGCUGUCGCCAAUGGUGCCGAAAACAAUGUGGGUGUUCUUCUUGGGUAUGGUAAUGGGUCAUUUGCAGCACAAACAAUGCUUUCGACUGGCAAGGAUCCAUGGGCGAUUGCUGUCGGAGAUUUCAACAACGACUAUCAAGUGGAUAUCGCUGUCGUUAAUCAUGCCAGUAACAAUAUGGGUAUCUUUUUGGGAUAUGGCAAUGGAAGUUUUACAGAUCAAACAACGUUUCCAACUGGCACUAAUCCAUACUCGGUCGCCGUCGGCGAUUUCAACAACGACAAUCGACAGGAUGUCGCUGUCGUGAAUUAUGGCAGUAACAAUAUUGGUGUCUUUCUUGGGUAUGGUGGUGGAAAUUUUGCUGCUCAAACAACGUUUCCAACUGGCACUAAUCCGAACUGGAUUGCCGUCGGUGAUUUGAACUAUGACAGUCAACUGGAUAUCGUUGUCACCAACGGACCCGAUAACACUAUGAGCGUCCUUUUUGGGUAUGGUAAUGGAACUUUCGCAGCUCAGAAAACGUUUUCAACCGGCAAGAAUCCGCAGUCGGUCACCAUCAGUGAUUUGAACAACGAUAAUCGAUUAGAUAUCAUUGUCGUGAAUUAUGGCAGUGCUACUGUAAGUAUCUUUCUUGGGCAUGGUAAUGGAAGUUUUGCAGCUGAAAUGACAUUUUCAACUGGCAAUAAUCCGAACACGAUCGCAGUCGGUGAUUUGAACAACGACAAACUACUAGAUAUCGCUGUCGCCAAUCAUGGCGAUAACACUGUGGGUAUUCUUUUGAGCACUUGUCAUUGUUGUACUCCUUAA
Molecule: messenger RNA, 1353 nt
Organism: Rotaria sp. Silwood2
Lineage: Eukaryota; Metazoa; Rotifera; Eurotatoria; Philodinida; Philodinidae
Source: the annotation of a GenBank genome assembly